Messenger RNA from Drosophila willistoni, 995 nucleotides. RefSeq lists its product as uncharacterized. The coding region runs from base 156 to 653 and encodes 165 amino acids. The record is from RefSeq and is a predicted model, not a curated record. Lineage: Eukaryota; Metazoa; Arthropoda; Insecta; Diptera; Drosophilidae. The transcript is spliced from 2 exons.
GGGAAAUCAUUUUACAAUCGUUCGCCAGCAAAAAUUGUUGUGAAAAAAAUUCUACGACUAAAAAUUUUCUAUUAAAUUUCAACAACAACGCGUUCGAUAUAUCCUUUUAUUUCAAACGGGGGUAUUCAAUUACAUUUGGCAAUUAAAUUAUUUGUAUGCUGCGGAAAAAAAUUAAAGAAUCAUCGAAAAUGAAUGCCACCGAAGGACAAGGUCUCGUCAUCAAAAUGGCCCAAAAGAAUAAAGAAACUCAAACGAUGAAAUUGGGCGGAGGCUGUGGCAUUGCCACACCACAUCCAAACUGGUUUGCAGCUGCUCCAAUUUCACCCCCUGUGCGAGGAUAUGGCACACUGGUUUCACCCUUUACUCUGGCCCCGCCGCCAUCGCCAGUUUCACCACUUUCGCCGCAUCAUCGUCAUCUGGGACACACAGCAUGCCAAUUCUAUAUGGAUCGCGAGGAGGAACUCUAUCGUCAGGCCUGCCAGCUAAAGGGCAUUGGCUUGGAGACUGGAAAUGAGACUGAGAAUGAGAAUGAAGUUCGUACCGAAGAGGAGGAUUCCCUUGGUUCUGAGGAAGAGCCACCAUCGAAGGUUAUCUAUCGUUACACGUUGGACGAGAUGAAAAGUUACAAUCCAUAUCGUUCACUUAAAUCUUAAUUGCCAAAAUCAAAAACUAAACACAAUUACACUGGUCAAACACUUUCGAAAACAUGGCACUCCACAUUAUUACACAUCUACUUACACACACAUACAUCCCCCACACACACACGCAAGCAACAAGCUGAGCUUCACUACAUGAUCAUCCUUUAACUUGAUGACUGCAGGAUGUCGCCUCAAGUAACUUGACUUGAAUUGAAGCAGAAUUUUCCCCAAAAUGUUCAAAAUCUACUCCAUGCUCUUUAUAAUCGUAUCAUCGUAUAAUUGUUUGUAUAUUAGAUGUAUAUUUGUUAGUGAUGAAUAACUAAUACAUAUUGUUACGUGAUUAGCUACCUAAACGAG